AUGUCUGACCAAACCAACGAGCAACAAACCCCCUCGACCCUCCAGUCUUACGUUAACUCCGCCACUGGAGCCGUGCAGAGUGCUAUCGGAAGUCUGACUGGCAACAACGCUCAGCAGGCGGAAGGCCAGGUUGCUCAAGACCAGGCCAAGGUUGAACACGAGCAGUCCAAGGCUGGCAUCAAGGCUGGCGGCGUCAGCAUCACGACGGACGGCGGCAUCGCCAAGGACAGUGCCGACCGAACUGACGGUUCCUGGAACCAGACUAUCGGCUCUGCCAAGGAAGCCGUUGGUGGUCUCAUCGGCCACCAGGGCCUGAAGAACGCCGGUCGCGAACAGAACCUCGAGGGACAACAGCAGGAGGCCAAGGGCCAACUCGGUGAUCUAGCCGGCGGCGUUGGUGACCGUGCCAAGGGCGUUGUGGGCGGUGCCGUGGCCUCGGCUAUGGGAGAUGAGUCGGGUAAGGCUCACUAUGACCAGCUGCGCGCCGACGGCAAGGCUGCCCAGCGUGGUGUUGAAGCUGAUCUCGAGAAGCGUGCCGAAGCUGAGCAGGCACAGAAGAACAAGGAGUAG
Cordyceps militaris CM01 is the source of this 570-nucleotide messenger RNA. RefSeq names its product mismatched base pair and cruciform DNA recognition protein, putative. NCBI's taxonomy places the organism in Eukaryota, Fungi, Ascomycota, Sordariomycetes, Hypocreales, Cordycipitaceae. The coding region runs from base 1 to 570 and encodes 189 amino acids. The transcript is spliced from 2 exons. The record is from RefSeq and is a predicted model, not a curated record.